Osmerus eperlanus (European smelt) is the source of this 3131-nucleotide messenger RNA. RefSeq names its product ciliary neurotrophic factor (gene cntf). The transcript is spliced from 3 exons. The record is from RefSeq and is a predicted model, not a curated record. Bases 405 to 1025 code for a protein of 206 amino acids. Gene Ontology annotation, biological process: ciliary neurotrophic factor-mediated signaling pathway; negative regulation of neuron apoptotic process. Gene Ontology annotation, molecular function: ciliary neurotrophic factor receptor binding. Lineage: Eukaryota; Metazoa; Chordata; Actinopteri; Osmeriformes; Osmeridae.
AGCAGGAUAACACGGGAUAUCGACACAUAAUUAACUUAAUCCUACUCCCAUGUAGGCUAAGUGACAGUGCCAGUAAUUCGCAAACCCAUGAAUGAAUAAUCCACCUUUUAGUUCACCUCCUCUCCCCGCCCUCUGUCCCGAUAAAUUCCACAAGCCUGCCAUCAGUUUCCAAAAGGAAGAGGAGGAGUGACUAACUGUAACUAAGUAACGUUAGAUGUAAAAGUUUAGACGUGAAAGUGCAGGAGGUAUGCUGAUGUCUAAUGAAUGGACUCGUUCUGUUUCAGCAAGAGGACGGAAGAACACGAUUCUUUGCAGAAUAUGAGACAAAAGUUAAAGUAAACUGGUCAGGACCAACUUGCAUCUUGUUUGAGCCUGUUGAUGUGAAAUUCCUUUAAUCGGUGUCGAUGGCCGGGAUGCGAACGAGAAGCGGUAGGACGUUUUCGGGACCGUCCCGGACAACGUUAGCGAGGGUCGACGCUAUUGCCCUGGAACUGCACCAUGAAUGCACCCUUUUACUUGGACUCUAUAGGACAAAGGAGAGCUUCUCACCAGAGCUUACAGUGGGCAAUGGCCGCCCGAUGUUGUCCAUGCCACCGCCCUCGUCCCAGCUCUCAACCAGAGACAAGCUGUGGCGCCUCUACUCUGCCCUCCUACAGUGCCGAGGACUCCUGGUGCGUGCCGUUACCCAGGAGGAGGAGGAGUUUGGCGGUGGGGAGGGGGGCGAGUAUGAGAGCCAGAGGAAGACAGUGAGAGACCGCCUGGGUCACCUGUUAGACAGCAUGCGCCGUCUUCUGGAGGAGGUGGAGGGCGCGCCAGCCAUAACCGCCAACACUGAGAGCAUCGAGAUCGAUGGGCCGACCAGCGGCGGUGCGUUUGAGCUAAAACUCUGGAUCUACCGCAUCUUCAGCGAGGUGGAGCACUGGAGCAGAAUGACCACAGCCACCUUACGCAGCAUCCCUUUGGUCAUGUCUACGGCAGGAGGGAGAAGAGCUGGGAAAAGAAUGAGGCGGGGAAAACCAAAAUGAGACAGAGGGAGAAGUGGGGUGAACAAGCACAUAGAAGAGGUCAGAGAGAGUCGUAGGAUGGGAGGGAGGAGUUAUGAGAGAGGGAAGAAGGUGGAGGAGAUAGGAAAAGUUAGACAUAGAGAAAAAGAGAGUGAAAGGUGAUCAUCGCAGGAGAUGGAUAAGGAAAUAAGUUGGAUAGUAUUUCUUAAUAGGAAGUACCUUGAAUGGAUGGAGAGAACGAGAUACACAGAAAUAAGUACAUCAUUACAUUAUUUAUACCUAGUUGAUUGUUUUUAUAAACUCUAACAUACUGUCAGGCAAUGCAUACUUUUAUAACAAAGUUACUUGCUAAACUUUGGCCUGCAUAGUUUUUAAAUCUUUAGCAAAUACAAAGAUGGCACUUGAUGAUUGAAUUAGAAGUUGAAGUGGAUCUGGUAAGUAAUCAGUCAUAAGAUGUACUAAUUACAGCAAGUGUGAAAAUGUGCUCUUAUAUAGAUUUUGUUUAAAUAAAUUUGUCUUAAGGAGUACACAGGAUACAAACAUUAUCACAACAUGUAUUUUAAAGGCUGUUGAAAUCUUUUUAAAUGGUUUGAAACCUUGAGUGGAGAUUUUAUUCCCAGACAGUUAUUCUGAUAGAGAUGUUUUAACCCUGAAAAUCAGGGUUGCUUCUCAUUUCAAUUAUUCCCCUACUUGAGUUAACUCACUUCCCUUACCCAUUUUAAGUUUUGUACAAAAGUAUGGAAUAUUGCCUUCUAGUGGCUGUCUAGCAUGUUGCGUUCACUUUGAUCAAUAAAAAGGAAAUACAGAGAAGAAAGGAGGAAAGGAAUUAUCGGACUACUUAAAAUGCAUACAAGACAGCAUCAUAAACAAUAUUUAGUUAUUUGGGUAUAUUAUGAGUGUACCUAAGUAAAGAGCAUCUUUCAUAUUUCUAAAGAACAAAACAAUAUUAUUCGUUGGUCCAACUUUUGUGCACCAUCAUUUACAUGCUUAAUCAGUGAUCUCUUGAUUGAACUUUUUAUUAUUGUUCUAACUUACCACUGAUUAUGCCUGCACAUGUACUGGUAACAGAAGAAAUACAAAGUAAAAUGGCCUAAUAUAAUGGAUUUAUUUAUUUGUUUGAUUGAUGGAUUUAUUGGUUGUAAUUUUUUUUAUUUAACUUAAAAACAUUGAAAUGCACUGUACAUCGGCUUUCUCCAUCAUGUGAAUGUUUGAAUGAAUGUAUUUUAUGUCCAAAUAGAUGUCCACAUCACAUACAGUGGGGACAUGAAAAUGGAGUCACACAGGAAACCUAGAAUGUGUAACAUACCUAGAUAUUAUAUCAAAAUGACUGCGGACCUAGAAGCAUUCUUACUAUCCCAAUGCCAGGGACUUUACAUAUUACCUUUCAACUUGCAAGAAAAAGAUCACAGUGCUUUUAUUUGAAAGAGCAGCUAUGCCUAAGAUCCAUUAGGAUCCAACUCCACACCAACACGUUUGGCCUUUCUGUCCUUGUACUGUCAUACUGUACACAGUCUUCAGAUUUCCUAAGAUUAAAAUGUAUUUAACACAAGGGGACUGACUGUAAAUCUUCAUGGACAUGUAUUUCUUACUCAUAGACUGUGCUCAGCACAUUCCCAAUUGUCUUUCACAGGAGAAUUCCUCACUGAAUGUCUCUCCUUUCUUUUUCUUGAUGACAUGAUUUUGAAAAGAUGGUUUUGAUGGUUUAGUCUACGUGUUGAUACAAUAUAUACUGCAUGAAUAAUUGCCAAUAACAUAGCUCAGCGGGCUAACGCAGUCUGGAUGUUUGGUUUUCAGUCAUUAGUGGCAAAAAUACAUUUUUGAUGAACAUGAUAUGUUUCCCCUCACGAUACACGUCCUUAGUUUCUUGUGUGUACAUGUAAUCAGGUUCCAUAAUGAGUAGAAAAAAACAUGUGUCCUCUGUUUGACGCAGGAAUCAAACCCAGAAUGUGCUAUUGAAUAGAUCAAGCAAUGUCAGUUAGACCCUGGCUUUGUUAAAAUGCUUCCAAACUAAUGUAUAUACGUAUAUUUUGCUGAAACUAUGAUAUGGUUUCAGAAUACAGUGUCUUUAUUUAUCGUGGAUGUAUGUAUUUUAGGACAGAGGAUGAAAUAAAUGUAUCUAGGUUGGUC